Molecule: messenger RNA, 1734 nt
Organism: Neomonachus schauinslandi (Hawaiian monk seal)
Lineage: Eukaryota; Metazoa; Chordata; Mammalia; Carnivora; Phocidae
Gene: EED
Product: embryonic ectoderm development
Exons: 13
Coding region: 170-1570 (466 amino acids)
Biological process (GO): negative regulation of transcription by RNA polymerase II
Cellular component (GO): ESC/E(Z) complex
Molecular function (GO): nucleosome binding; protein binding
Source: RefSeq, a predicted model, not a curated record
GCACGCACGCCCGCCUCGGCGGCUGGGCGCGGUUUGCGACAGUGGGGGGAGCGGUGGAGGUGGCGGCGGCAGCGGCAGCUUUGCGGCAGGCUCCGGCCGGGCUUGCUUGACGGCGGUGUGGCGGAGGCCCCGCCCUAGGCGGCAGGAACCUGGAGGGAGGCGGAGGAAUAUGUCCGAGAGGGAAGUGUCGACAGCGCCGGCGGGAACAGACAUGCCUGCGGCCAAGAAGCAGAAGCUAAGCAGCGACGAGAACAGCAACCCAGACCUCUCUGGAGACGAAAAUGAUGAUGCUGUCAGUAUAGAAAGUGGUACAAACACUGAACGCCCUGAUACACCUACAAAUACACCAAAUGCUCCUGGAAGGAAAAGUUGGGGGAAGGGAAAAUGGAAGUCAAAGAAAUGCAAAUAUUCUUUCAAGUGUGUAAAUAGUCUCAAGGAAGAUCAUAAUCAACCAUUGUUUGGAGUACAAUUUAACUGGCACAGUAAAGAAGGAGAUCCAUUAGUGUUUGCAACUGUAGGAAGCAACAGAGUUACCUUAUAUGAAUGUCACUCACAGGGAGAAAUCCGGUUGUUGCAGUCUUAUGUGGAUGCGGAUGCUGAUGAAAACUUUUACACUUGUGCAUGGACGUAUGAUAGCAAUACAAGCCAUCCUUUGCUGGCUGUGGCUGGAUCUAGAGGCAUAAUUAGGAUAAUUAAUCCCAUAACAAUGCAGUGCAUAAAGCAUUAUGUUGGCCAUGGAAAUGCUAUCAAUGAGCUGAAAUUCCACCCAAGAGAUCCAAAUCUUCUCCUGUCAGUAAGUAAAGAUCAUGCAUUACGAUUGUGGAAUAUCCAAACAGACACUCUGGUGGCGAUAUUUGGAGGCGUAGAAGGGCACAGAGAUGAAGUUCUAAGUGCUGAUUAUGAUCUUUUGGGUGAAAAAAUAAUGUCCUGUGGUAUGGAUCACUCUCUUAAACUUUGGAGGAUCAAUUCAAAGAGAAUGAUGAAUGCAAUUAAGGAAUCUUAUGAUUAUAAUCCAAAUAAAACUAACAGGCCAUUUAUUUCUCAGAAAAUUCACUUUCCUGACUUUUCCACCAGAGACAUACAUAGGAAUUAUGUCGAUUGUGUGCGAUGGUUAGGUGAUUUGAUACUUUCCAAGAGUGGCCGUGCCAUUUUACAUUCCCACCAGCAAUGUAUGAAAGAUCCAGUGUCUCCGAAUCUUCGCCGGCAUUUGUCUUGUGAAAAUGCCAUUGUGUGCUGGAAACCUGGCAAAAUGGAAGAUGAUAUAGAUAAAAUUAAACCCAGUGAGUCUAAUGUGACUAUUCUUGGGCGAUUCGAUUACAGCCAGUGUGACAUUUGGUACAUGAGGUUUUCUAUGGAUUUCUGGCAAAAGAUGCUUGCAUUGGGCAAUCAGGUUGGCAAACUUUAUGUUUGGGAUUUAGAAGUAGAAGAUCCUCAUAAAGCCAAAUGUACAACACUGACUCAUCAUAAAUGUGGUGCUGCUAUUCGACAAACCAGUUUUAGCAGGGAUAGCAGUAUUCUUAUAGCUGUUUGUGAUGAUGCCAGUAUUUGGCGCUGGGAUCGACUUCGAUAAAAUACUUUUUCUUAAUCAAAAUUAGUGUGUGUUUUUUGUGUAUAAUAGAAUUACUGUAUCUUGCUAGUAAGGGCACAUAGAGCAUUUAGAGUUGUCUUUCAGCAUUCAAUCAGGCUGAGCUGAAUGUAGUGUUUACAUUGUUUACAUUCUUUGUACUGUCUCCU